Molecule: messenger RNA, 942 nt
Organism: Impatiens glandulifera
Lineage: Eukaryota; Viridiplantae; Streptophyta; Magnoliopsida; Ericales; Balsaminaceae
Product: nucleosome assembly protein 1;2-like
Exons: 10
Coding region: 1-942 (313 amino acids)
Biological process (GO): nucleosome assembly
Cellular component (GO): chromatin; nucleus
Molecular function (GO): histone binding; chromatin binding
Source: RefSeq, a predicted model, not a curated record
AUGAGUCCUUUAAAUGUUCUAGUUCUGACGGUGGAGCAAAAAGCAAGAAUGAUUCAAGAUCUCAAGGUGACUAACAAAGGAUUCAUUGAUGAGGAUUAUAAGAAUGUAUUCUCGGAUCUGCCAGUAGUUGUGAGGAAGCGUGUUAGAGCCUUGAGGACUAUACAGACUGAACAUGACAAAUUGGCGGAUAAAUAUUUUGAGGAGAAGGAAACACUUGAAAAAAAAUACCAAGAGUUGUUUAAACCUCUUUAUGAUGAGCGUUAUAAUAUCGUCAAUGGGAUAAUUGAAAUCGAAAAGGUUAUAAAAAUGUCUCUCAAAGAAGGUGGAGAGACUAUAGAAGUGACAGGAGUUCCUAAUUUUUGGGUCAACGCUAUGAAAGCAAAUGAAACUAUAUCAAAAGUGAUUAUGAAGCAAGAUGAAGAAGUUUUGAAAUAUUUGAAGGACAUAAGAUGGUCUAGAGUUGAUGAUCUCAAAGCCUUUAAGCUUGAUUUCUUCUUCGCUGAAAAUCCUCAUUUCAAGAAUUAUGUCUUGAGCAAGACAUACAUUUUGGAUGAAGAUGAAUUUUAUUUCAACAAAGCAACUGGGACUGAGAUUGAAUGGUAUGCAGAAAAAUGUUUGACAAAUCAAACAGAAAGCUUCUUCAAGUUCUUCAGUCCUCCAGUGCCCGUGGAAGAUGAAAUACUCACUGAAGAAUCCCUAAUUGUGUCGAAAUUCGAUUAUGAGAUUGGAUCCAUAAUUAGAGACAAAAUCAUCCCUAAUACUGUGGGGUGGUUCACCGAAGAAGCCAAAACAGGGGAUUUUGAGGACACUGACGACAAUGAUUCUGACGAUGAUUCUUUUACGUUAGAUGACGAUGAUGAGUAUGACGAUGAUGAGUAUGAUGAGGUUGACGUUGAUUUUGACAUUGACAUUGACAUUGACAUUGACGAAUAUUUUAUCUGA